Ostreococcus tauri is the source of this 672-nucleotide messenger RNA. Its product is annotated as unnamed product. Lineage: Eukaryota; Viridiplantae; Chlorophyta; Mamiellophyceae; Mamiellales; Bathycoccaceae. The coding region runs from base 1 to 672 and encodes 223 amino acids. The transcript has a single exon. The record is from RefSeq and is a predicted model, not a curated record.
AUGGCGUCCCUCGGCAACGCCUCGAUCGCGCGCGUCGCGAGCCGUCACGCGAUGAAAUCAUCGCGACGCUCCAAGGUUGUCCCGGCCGCCGGUGCGGCGCUUCGGCAGUUCCCCGACGCCCCCGCGCCGGUGAUCGAGCACGAGGACGUCCUGGGAUGGACUGCGAUCGAGAGUAAACUCAUCGCGGCGUGCGCCACGAACGCUGGGAAUGAGAGCGUGAACGCACGAUUCAAGGCGUGCGCGAUGCUCGGCGCGGAGACGACGUACGAGGCGGUGAACGAGCUGAGCGUGGUGGAGGUGUACACGCAGGUGUACGAGGGUGAUCUCACGACUUGCAGCACGAUCAUUGAUGUCCACUUGCGGGUUCUGGCGGAGAGCAUGAUCGACGGCGAUUGGGAUCGCGUGGGGCGGGCGUACCAAAAGUUUCACGGGUUGCCGCCGCAGAUGAAGCGCCAGAGCUUGCUCGCGACCGCGGCGGUCGCCGAGGCAGCCCUGUUGUUCACCAAAGAAGAGUACGAGUACACGGUGGCGUUCUUACAAGACAUGUACGACUCUCCCGACGCCGGUGAUGACCUCAAGGAGGAAUACGAGAUUAACAUGGAGAUGGUCAAUGCCAUCGACAAGUUUAUUAUGGAGAUGCAAAAGCACAAGGACGAGCGCGAUCGCUCGUAA